GUCACGAUUUCUGAACGAGUAUCUUGCUGUUUGCUGUUGGCCCGGUCCGGACGGAUUGCUUGGGCUGCCUAUUUUCGUUUUAUCUCGGCUUUUUAAUUAUUAUCAUAAAUGACUAUUACUAUUUGACACUUUAAUAUCGGUAAUUCGGAGGAGAUACUCAUCGUUCAGUCAGGAUUUCGAUUUUUAGGUGCAUGCGGCAGAUCCCAUGGAGCUGCAGGCAUUGCUAGUGCUAUGUGGUGUGGGGGUGGUGGUAGUGGCUGUGCUGCUGCUCAUGGGGCUGUUCUCGGCCUCGGGCACCAGCUACGAGGAGGCCAUUGCUCAGCAGCGCCGGGCUACCACUGAGCUUCUGGCUCUGGCUGAAAACAAAAACAAACCCAAGAAAAGCAACAAGAAAGCCAUUAAAAAGCUAGCACGGAAGGAGAAGAAUAAGGAAAAUGCAGUGACUACUGGCAGUGAGGUGGAGAGUGAGGCUCCAGCCGAGAGUGGUGUGGAUGAAGACACUGUGCCUCCGGCUAAGCCUCAUGUUGAGUUCUGUCCCCCUGUUGUUGUAGAUGUUCUUAGGGAUACUCCACCCAAUGUAAAGAUUCGCAAACGCGGCAAGGAUCCUAAAGUAAAGCCGAUACUGAUAAACAAAGAGGAUCCAAGCUGCAUUAGUGAUCCGAGCACGCCGCCCUCCCCUACCGGCUCUGUCUCCAACCACUUUGAGGAGAUCCAUCCCAAGGAUGAGUUUGAACUAUUGCAAUCCUCUCUCGCUGCCGAAAAAACUCCCGAGAAAAAAGAAGAAGUGUUUGAGAAGAAGGAGAAGCCCGCGAAGGCAGCGAAGGCCGGUAAAGGCAAGCAGCCGGCGCCCGAGCCCGUCAAGGAGGAGCGCGAGCGCCACAACAGUGGCGAGGCGCCCAAGGAACAACGCAAGGGUAAAAAGGUGGACAAAAAACAAGCCGAAGAUGAGGCUCGAGUGGAGGUGGUCCCCCCGCUGAACGUGCCGCAGCCCAGCGAGCUCACCACCGACAAGCUACUCAAGCAGGCGCUAGCCGCCGCGCCCGCGCCCGCGCCCGCGCCUGUCCCCGCUUCCGCCUCCGCGCCCGCGCCCGCCUCUGCGCCCGUUCCCACCGGCAAGAACAAGAAGAAGAAGCCCGAACCUAAUGUGCUUUCGCUUAUGGCCGGUGACGGCGGCGGCGUCAACGUUGGCGAGCUCGUCCGCGUAGUGCGCGACGCGGCGCUCUCCCGCACCGAGAUACAGAUCCUCACCGACGCGCUGCUCAACAAGCACCACGACCCGCUGCCGCAGCACUCCGAGUGGACCGAGGGACCUAACGACCCGAUGCAGAAGCUGAAGAAGCAACUCGCCGACAAGGAGAAAGCUCUGGCCGACGAACUCGAGGCUUCCCAAGCACUGCACGCUAAACUGAAAGAAUUGAGGGCCACACUGAACGCGGAGCGCGGGCGCGCGGCGGCGGCGACGCGCGCGCACGAGCAGGCGGCCGAGGCCGCGCGCGCAGAGAUACACACGCACCAGACGCGCGUCAAGCGCCUCGCCGACGACAACCACCAGCUGCAGCAGGAGAACAGGCUCCUUCAAUCUAAACUCGCCGCGGAGGGUGAAUUCCAACAACAGAGAGCACAGAUGGAGAUGCACAUACAGCAACUUUCUGAGGCCGAGGCGACGCUGGUGGCGCAGCUGCAGGGGCUGCAGACGGAGCUGGCGGCGCGCGCGCUCGAGGUGGCUGGUGCCCGUUGUGAUGCAGGCGCAGCCAGAGACGCCGCCAUCAUGGCGCAGCAGCACGCCGCCGAGCUCGCCCAGCAGCUGGAGCAGCUCUCCCACGACCACACCCGCCUGGAGCAGCUCUCCCACGACCACACCCGCGCCAUGCAGGAGCGACAAGCCGAUCUCCAGAACAACGUGCAAAGGCUCAUGAGUCGCGCUCAGUUCGCCGAGGGCAACCUGGACAAGCAGAAGGAGGAGGCAGACGCACAAAUCAAACAGUUGUCUAGCGAAGUGGCGUCGCUGCGAGAGCAGCUGGCGGCGCGCGAGGCCGAGCUGGCCGAGGCGCGCCAGCCCAGGCCCGCGCACAACGGCCUGCCCGGCGACCAGCACAAGUCUGCGGAGCUGGCGAAGGUGGAGAGCGUCGUGGAGUCUCUGCGCAGCUCGCUGAGCGCGGAGCAGCGCGCCAACAAGGAGCAGAAGGAGGCGCUCACGCGGCUGCAGGAACAGCUGCGCACCUACCAGGAGAAGAACAAUGAGUUGCGAACUAAAAACUGGAAAGUAAUGGAGGCUUUACAAACUGCCGAAAAGGCUCUCCAGGCGAAGUCGGCCAGCGCGUUGCCGGCCCAAGACCCUCGCGAGGCGGCGGCGGCCUACGCGGAGGCGGCGGCGGCGCUGCGCGGCGCGCUGCCCGGCGCGGCGCCGCGCGGGCCCGAGGGCCGGGCCUGGCUGCUGCACUUCGCCGAUAACCUUAAGAAGGAGCUGCAGAAGGCGGCGUCCGCUCCCGCUCCGGCGCCCGCGCCCGCGCCCGCCUCGGACGCGCGCGUGACGGAGCUCAAAGCGCAAAAUGAACAAUUGCAAGGGCUCGUAGACAAAUACAAGAAGAUCAUUGAUGACACGGAGGGCGUGCUAAGCCAGCUGCAGGCCAACGUGACGCGAGAGGAAACGCGCUGGGCGCGUCAGCUCGCUGACAAGCAGCACGAGCUGGACUCGCUGCGGCAGCACACGCUCACACAGGAGCCAUUGGCGUUCGCAUAUUCCUGCAUUGAGAAAACAUUGCCAAGCAUCAUAGAGGAGGUACCAACCUUGGUGUACGCUCUGUGAACGUCCGUGCCGCCUCGCACACAAUAAUUGUUAUUUGUAUUGUUUAUUUAUUUACUGGCCUAUCCGAAAAUAUUUCGC
Molecule: messenger RNA, 2884 nt
Organism: Cydia pomonella (codling moth)
Lineage: Eukaryota; Metazoa; Arthropoda; Insecta; Lepidoptera; Tortricidae
Product: ribosome-binding protein 1-like
Exons: 20
Coding region: 206-2806 (866 amino acids)
Cellular component (GO): endoplasmic reticulum membrane
Source: RefSeq, a predicted model, not a curated record